AUGGUAUUCAAAGUACUUUCCGACUAUGGCAACGUCCUCGACUAUGGUAUCCUUCGCGAUUAUGAUUCUCACCUCUUCAUGGGCAAAGGCUAUGCCACUCUGGAAAUUAAUAAUGCCAAAUCUGGUACAACUCCAUUACGCCACACAGUUGCAUGGCCCAAUUCAGACGACCUGUUUCAUGUUACGUGGGCAGAAAUGCCGCUCCAUUGCCUUCAUUGCCAUCAAGCUGGUCACGCUACAUCUGCAUGCCCUAAUCGUGCUACUCGUUCUCGUGUUUGUUGGUCAUGUGGCCAAACAGGCCAUCGCGCCGCUAAGUGUCUCAACCCGUAA
This is a messenger RNA of Lichtheimia ornata, 330 nucleotides long. RefSeq lists its product as uncharacterized. The transcript has a single exon. Gene Ontology annotation, molecular function: zinc ion binding; nucleic acid binding. The coding region runs from base 1 to 330 and encodes 109 amino acids. The record is from RefSeq and is a predicted model, not a curated record. Lineage: Eukaryota; Fungi; Mucoromycota; Mucoromycetes; Mucorales; Lichtheimiaceae.